CAUUUUACAGGAUCGCAUUCGAAUCUGACCACAAGUGUAAGCAAGUGGUGGCACAGGAACCCUCAUUGUCACAGCUCUCCACACUGCAUGGACGAUGCUCGGUGACCUAUGAAGAUGUAACAGUGAUAUUCACUCAAGAGGAGUGGGCACUAUUAAAUUCUUCAGAGAAGAAACUCUACAGAAAUGUGAUGUGGGAAAACUUCAGAAACUUUCUGUUGAUAGGAAAGUUACAAGAGGACUAUUCCAACAAAGAGCAGUAUAACCACCAAGCAAGUAAAAGUAAUAGAGUGAAAAUCUCUGAGGCCAAAGAACAAAGUCAAAAUGGUGGGAAACCUCAAGAAUCUGAAGUAUACAACAAAGUAUUCACUUAUUCCAGUCAGCAUAAAAAACACAAAAGAACUCUCAUUGGAAAGAAACCCUAUGAAUGUAAACAAUGUAGUAAAACAUUCAGCACAUCCAGUUAUCUUUGGAUACAUGAAGGAACCCUCAGUGGAGAGAAACCCUAUGAAUAUAAACAAUGUAGUAAAACGUUACAUGAAUCCAGUGCUUUUCAGACACAUGAAAGAAUUCACAGUGGAGAGAAACCCUAUGAGUGUAAGCAGUGUAGUAAAACAUUCAGUCAAACCAGUGCUCUUCAAAGACAUGAAAGAACUCACAGUGGAGAAAAACCCUAUGAAUGUAAACAAUGUAGUAAAACAUUCAGGGAAUCCAGUGCUCUUCGGAGACAUGAAAGAACUCACAGUGGAGAGAAACCGUAUGAAUGUAAACAGUGUAGGAAAACAUUCAGUCGAUCCAGUCAUCUUCGGACACAUGAAAGAACGCAUAGUGGAGAGAAACCGUAUGAAUGUAAACAAUGUAGGAAAACAUUCAGUUGUUCCAGUCAUCUUCGGAUACAUGAAAGAACGCAUAGUGGAGAGAAACCCUAUGAAUGUGAACUAUGUAGGAAAACAUUCAGUUGUUCCAGUUCUCUUCGGACACAUGAAAGAAUGCACAGAGGAGAGAAGCCCUAUGAAUGUAAACAAUGUAGGAAAGCAUUCAGUUGUUCCAGUAAUCUUCGGACACAUGAAAGUACGCACAGUGGAGAGAAGCCCUAUGGAUGUAAACAAUGUAGGAAAACAUUCAGUCAAUCCAGUCAUCUUCGGAGACAUGAAAGAAUUCACAGUGGAAAGAAGCCCUAUGAAUGUAAACAGUGUUGUAAACUAUUCAGUCAAUCCAGUACUCUUCGGACACAUGAAAGAACUCACAGUGGAGAAAAACCCUAUGAAUGUAAACAAUGUAGUAAAACAUUCAGUUGUUCCAGUGCUCUUCAGAGACAUGAAAGAACUCACAGUGAGAAAAACCCUAUGAAUGUAAACAAUGUAGUAAAACAUUCAGUUGUUCCAGUGCUUUUUAGAGACAUGAAAGAACUCACAGUGAGAAAAACCCUAUGAAUGUAAACAAUGUAGUAAAACAUGCAGUUGUUCCAGUGCUCUUCAGAGACAUGAAAGAACUCAUAGUGGAGAGAAGUUCUAGGAGUGUAAACAAUGUAGUAAAACCUUUGGUGAUUCCUCUACUCAUCAGGUACUAAAAUAACUCACAGUGGAGAGAAAGCCUAUGGAUAUAGAUGGUGCAGUGGAACAUUCAGCAAAUUCAGUCAUCUUUAGUCACAAGAAAUAAUGCACAAAGGAGAAAAACCCUAGUAAUAAUAGACAAUACAGAAAACCUUUUAAUUAUUCCAUCACUAAUAGAGCAUAUGAAAAUAGGCACAGUGUUGAUUAAACAGUGAGUUUGGUAAUCGUCAGUAAUAUGAAAAUGCUCACAGUGCAGAGAAAACAUUAACUAAAAUUUAAAAAUAAUUAAAGAUGAUAUUUUUUAAUAAACUAGUGAACCCAUACCUAUAUGCUUGUAAGGAAUGUAAGUAUUUCAAUUCUUCAUCUUUAAUAUCAUUUUUAAAUCUUUCUAAAUAUGUAUUCAUGUAGAAUGAUAGGAAGAGAUACAGAGAGAAUCAGAAUUCACUCUGGUAUAUCUCUGUGCUGGUGGGGAUUGAACUUGUGAACUCCUGCUUGAGAGUCUAAAGUUAUAUUACUGCACCACCUCCUGGACUAUCUUCAUCUUCAAUUCUAAUACAUAGAAAAGCCCACUUGGUACUGAAAGUCUAUUAAUGUGAAAAUGAUUAAAUAUUUAAAUAGAGUGAUAUUUUUCACACACAUAAAUGCACUAGUAUUAGAAAAAAGACCUUGGGACGUGGAGCCAAGAUGGCGACUUGGAGGCAGCUUCUGGCAUGAGCUCUGACAACAGUGGCUGGAUAGGUAGGAUAUUACACUAUCAGCAGGACUGGGAAAAAGGGGUCCUAAGUGUGACACCAAGGAGGUAACUAUACCUCAAUCUUGGAUUAGAAAACAGAGGAAAAAGAAAGAAAAUCUUAUGAUUUUUCCUGAAGUGCACCACUCCCCCCACCCCAAAACCAGAACCCCAGGGGCUGGAGAGCUGAUACUAGCAGGCUCCUUGCUGAGCUUCUUUACCAAGAUUCCUGGCUCAACAGGGGUGUCAUUCCAUAUCUUUUCCAAUUUGAUUUUGAUUUCCUUCUCUUUUUCUAAGUGGAAGGAGCUCUAAUUGAGUAACAAAAUAUCUGACCAAUCAGAGCCUCACCCCUGCCUGGGAAAGAGAAAGAAAUCAAAGGAAUACAGAUUGGAAGGGAAGAAGUCAAGCUCUAUUUGCAGAUGAUAUGAUAGUAUACAUAGAAAAACCUAAAGAAUCCAGCAGAAAACUACUGGAAGUUAUUAGGCAAUACAGCAAGGUGUCAGGCUACAAAAUCAAUGUACAAUAAUCAGUGGCAUUUCUCUAUGCAAACACUAAAACUGAAGAAGACAUCCAGAAAUCACUCCCAUUCACUGUUGCAGCAAAAAAAAUCAAUAAAAUUAAAGCUGACCAAAAGAAGUAAAAGCUGACCAAAGAAGUGAAAGACUUGUAUACUGGAAACUAUGAGUCACUAUUCAAGGAAAUAGAAACUGAUACCAAGAAAUGGAAAGACAUCCCAUGCUCAUGGAUUGGAAGAAUAAAUAUCAAAAUGAAUAUUCUCCCUAGAGCCAUAUACAAAUUUAAUGUGAUCCCAUCAAAGUUCCACCAAUAUUCUUUAAGAGAACAAAAACUGCAAUCAUUUAUCUGGAACCAGAAAACACCUAGAAUUGCCAAAACCAUCUUGAGGAAAAGAAACAGAAAUGGAGGCAUCACCCUGCCAGAUCUCAGACUAUAUUAUAAGGCCAUCAUCAUCAAAACAGCCUGAUACUGGAACAAAAAUAGGCACAUAGACCACUGGAACAAGAAUUGAAAACCCAGAUCUAGUCCCCCACACCUAUGGAUAUCUAAUCUUUGAUACGGAGGCCCAAAUUAUUAAAUGGAAGGAGGCUCUCUUCAAUAAAUGGUGCUGGGGAAACUGGGUUGAAACAUGUAGAAGAAUGAAAUUGAACCACCUUAUCUCACCAGAAACAAAAAUUAAAUCCAAAUGGAUCAAGGACUAGAUGUUAGGUCAGAAAUUAUCAAAUACUUAGAGGAAAACAUUGGUGGAACACUUUUCCACCUAAAUCUCAAGGACAUCUUUGAUGAUACCCAACUGCAAGGAAAACUAAAGCAGAAACAAGCCAGUAGGACUACAUCAAAUUGACAAGCUUCUGCACAGCCAAAGAAUCUAUCACACAAAGAGAACUCACGCAGAAUGGGAGAAGAUCUUCACAUGCCAUACAUCAAGAGACUAAUCACCAAAAUAUACAAAGAGCUCAGCCAACUUAGCACCAAAAAAGCAAAUGACCCCAUCCAAAAAUGGGUAGAGGAUAUGUACAAAACUUUCCCUUCACAGGAGAUCCAAAAGGCUAACAAACAUGAAAAACUGCUCAAGGUCACUGAUUGUCAGAGAUACCACCUCACUCCUGUGAGAAUGGCAUACAUCAAAAAGGACAGCAGCAACAAAUGCUGAAGAGGCUGUGGGGACAGAGGAACCCUUCUGCACUGCUUGUGGGAAUGUAAAUUGGUCCAGCCUCUGUGGAGAGCAGUCUGGUGAACUCUCAAAAGGCUAGAUAUGGACCUUCCAUGUGACUCAGUAGUUCCUCUCCUGGGGAUAUACCCCAAGGACUCUUAACACUCAUCCAAAAAGAUAUGUGCACACCUAUGUUCAUGGCAGCACUAUUCAUAAUAGCUAAAAUCUGGAAGCAACCCAGGUGCCCAACAACAAAUGAUUAGCUGAGAAAGCUGUGGUAUAUAUACAUCAAUGGAAUACUAUGCAGCUAUUAAGAACAAUGAAUCCACCUUCUCUGACCCAUCAUGGAUGGAGCUAAAGGAAAUUAUGUUAAGUGAGCUAAGUCACAAAGAUAAAGAUGAGUAUGGGAUGAUCCCACUCAACAAAA
Erinaceus europaeus (western European hedgehog) is the source of this 4376-nucleotide messenger RNA. Its product is annotated as zinc finger protein 709-like. Bases 189 to 1430 code for a protein of 413 amino acids. Gene Ontology annotation, biological process: regulation of transcription by RNA polymerase II. The record is from RefSeq and is a predicted model, not a curated record. NCBI's taxonomy places the organism in Eukaryota, Metazoa, Chordata, Mammalia, Eulipotyphla, Erinaceidae. Gene Ontology annotation, cellular component: nucleus. The transcript is spliced from 4 exons. Gene Ontology annotation, molecular function: DNA-binding transcription factor activity, RNA polymerase II-specific; RNA polymerase II transcription regulatory region sequence-specific DNA binding.